Vitis riparia (riverbank grape) is the source of this 447-nucleotide messenger RNA. RefSeq lists its product as uncharacterized. The coding region runs from base 1 to 447 and encodes 148 amino acids. Lineage: Eukaryota; Viridiplantae; Streptophyta; Magnoliopsida; Vitales; Vitaceae. The record is from RefSeq and is a predicted model, not a curated record. The transcript has a single exon.
AUGGAUAUAGACUUAGCCUUGAGAAUGCCCAAACUCGAUGAACUCAAUGAGCAAAGUACUCAAGAGGAUGAGGUUUAUUGGGGUAAGUGGGAACGUUCAAAUAGGCUAAGUCUUAUGAUCAUGAAGCGCGGAAUUCCAGAAGCUUUCAGGGGUGCGGUAACCGAUGAGGUUACUAAUGCCAGUGACUUCCUUGCGGAAAUUCAGAAACGUUUUGCCAAAAACGAUAAGGCUGAAACGAGCACGCUUUUAGCAAGCUUGAUUUCAAUGAAGUAUAAAGGCAAGGGUAAUGUUCGGGAGUACAUCAUGGAGAUGUCUCAUCUUGCUUCAAAACUUAAGGCUUUGAAACUUGAGUUAUCUGAUGAUUUACUCGUGUAUUUGGUUCUCAUUUAUCUUCCUGCACAAUUUAAUCAAUUCAAGGUCAGUUAUAACUGUCAAAAGGAUAAAUGA